Molecule: messenger RNA, 664 nt
Organism: Amphimedon queenslandica
Lineage: Eukaryota; Metazoa; Porifera; Demospongiae; Haplosclerida; Niphatidae
Product: fibulin-5-like
Exons: 6
Molecular function (GO): calcium ion binding
Source: RefSeq, a predicted model, not a curated record
AUUCAGUAGUUCAUACUAGCAGCAAUGGAAAAUUAUCAGUUCAAUUCCAAUGGUAUUUUUUGCCGUGAAAGAGUUUUCGGGUGGCCAGCAGUAGUUUCAUUGGAACAAAAUGUGAUUCCUGUAUGUAAUUUUUCUUGUGGUAAUGGUACCUGUGUUGGCAAUAACUUGUGUCAAUGCUUUGAUGGUUGGGCUGGAGAUCAGUGUGAUGAAGUAUUAUGUAGUCCAGUAUGUGGUAAUGGAUAUUGUGUACCAACUAACAGUUGUGUAUGUAAUCCUGGCUGGACUGGAGACAGGUGUAGAACAGAUAUAAAUGAAUGCAGUCUUGGUGUCUGUAAUCAAACAUGCAUAAAUACUCAAGGAUCAUAUACUUGUGAGUGUAACAUUGGAUAUCAGUUGAGAAAUGACAACUCAACCUGUGAAGAUAUUAAUGAAUGUGAGACUGUUGAUCACAAUUGUACACAAACUUGCAGUAAUACAGUUGGAUCAUACACCUGUUCUUGUAGAGCUGGAUAUAAAGAUAAUGGAUAUGGAAACUGUACUGAUAAUGAUGAAUGUUCAAUGGGUACCAGUGGCUGUCAACAACUCUGUUUUAACACUAAUGGAAGCUAUUACUGUCAAUGUAAUACUGGAUACAAACUAAUGAAUGAUAAUUCAUCUUGUGAUG